Messenger RNA from Purpureocillium lilacinum, 417 nucleotides. RefSeq lists its product as uncharacterized. Gene Ontology annotation, biological process: protein folding. Gene Ontology annotation, cellular component: prefoldin complex; cytoplasm. NCBI's taxonomy places the organism in Eukaryota, Fungi, Ascomycota, Sordariomycetes, Hypocreales, Ophiocordycipitaceae. The record is from RefSeq and is a predicted model, not a curated record.
AUGGCUUCGCUCAUGCAGCGCCGCAUGCUGUCCAAGGAGGACGAGGCAGCCACCGAGGAGGUCGAGGUCCGCCGCGAGGACCAGGACAAGAUCAACAGGUUCAGCCGGCUGCACCAGCGCGAGCUGGCCUUGUCAGAGGAGCUGAAGACCAAGAACAAGGAAAAGGAGGAGCUUGACGACCUGUCCACGGAGCUGGAGCUCGCAGACGAGGACGAGAAGAUACAAUACAAGAUUGGCGACGCAUUCUUCCAUGUGCCCCUGGAGCAGGCGCAGGAGAUGCUCGAGACAGCGACGACGAGACUCGACGACGACAUUUCGGCCCUCGAAGAUAAGAUGAGCACGGUCCGCGAGCAGAUGACGCAGCUCAAGGUCGACUUGUACGCGCGGUUCGGAAAGCAGAUCAAUCUGGAGACUUGA